Leptopilina heterotoma is the source of this 1661-nucleotide messenger RNA. RefSeq names its product MAPK/MAK/MRK overlapping kinase-like. Gene Ontology annotation, molecular function: protein serine/threonine kinase activity; ATP binding. Bases 1 to 1554 code for a protein of 517 amino acids. The record is from RefSeq and is a predicted model, not a curated record. NCBI's taxonomy places the organism in Eukaryota, Metazoa, Arthropoda, Insecta, Hymenoptera, Figitidae. Gene Ontology annotation, biological process: intracellular signal transduction; protein phosphorylation. The transcript is spliced from 12 exons. Gene Ontology annotation, cellular component: cytoplasm; nucleus.
AUGUCCGACACAUUUUUGAAAAAAUAUAAGGCAAUUGAGAAAAUUGGCGAAGGUUCAUUCUCGGAUGUUUUAAAAUGUCAAAAUAGAGUGUCUGGUGAAUUAUUUGCAGCGAAACGUUUAAAGAAAACUUUUUUUAAUAUUAAGGAAAUUUUAGAAUGUCCAGAAGUCUCGACAAUGAGAAAAAUUACUAGACAUCCAAAUGUUUUGUAUGUACUCGAAUGUUUGUAUGAUUCCUUGUCUGGUAGAGUGACACUGAUUUUUGAAUUAAUGGACAUGAGUCUUUUUGUCAUGAUGAAAGCGAGAAAAGGGCAAAUAAUUAUGGAGCAUAAAGUGAAAUUGUAUUUACAUCAGCUAUUGAAAGGAUUGGAGCAUUUACACAAGCAUGGAAUUUUUCAUCGUGAUAUAAAACCGGAAAAUAUUCUAAUAAAGGGCGAUUCGGUAAAAUUGGCAGAUUUAGGAUCAAUUAAAGGAAUUUACAGUAAACCACCGUAUACUGAUUAUAUUUCAACGAGAUGGUAUCGCCCACCUGAGUGUUUACUGACAACUGGAUAUUAUGGACCAAAAAUGGACAUUUGGGCGUCUGGUUGUGUAUUCUACGAAUUAUUAACAUUGAAACCCCUUUUUCCUGGAUCGAACGAAUUGGAUCAGAUUUCAAAAAUUCACAAUAUUCUCGGCACACCUCACACAAGAUUAGUGGCAAAAUUUCGAAAACAAAAACUUCGAAAUUGCUUCUUCUUUUCGUCGAAGAAAGGACAGGGUCUUUAUUCCCUGGUUCCACAGACGAGUGAAGCUGGAAAAGAUCUUUUGCGAUUGAUGCUAAUUUACGAUCCGGAAUUCAGGAGCAAUGUGAGAAGACUUUUGGAUCAUCGUUAUUUCAAUGAACUAAAGGAAGAAUCGCCGAGGAUUACAAGAAGUGUAACGCAAGCUUCUCAAAAAAAUUCUCAAAACUGGAGAAAUCCUGCUCUUAUGAAUCACGUUUUGGCACAAAAGCGAAGAAAAUCGAAAUUUUCCAGAAUUCUACCAAACGAUUCAAGAAGAAAUGCAUCCUGCGAAUUUAUUCAGCCAAAAGUUUUAAAUUCAAAUCAAUGGAUUCCAAGAAUUCCCCAAAGAAAUCCAUUGAGCCACAAGACAACAUCAAUCAAGCCAGAAGGAGCGGAAACAAAAUUUCCCAAUAUACAAAAUAAUGGAAAUAUGUAUGAAAAUCAUAAUAAAAUGCAAAAAGUGGCAUCAAUCAAGAGGAACACAUUAAGAAUGGAUUAUCCUAAUUUAAGAGCCAGGAGAUUUAAUCAUUAUUACGAGGGAGAAACGUUUAGAAAAAUUAAUGAACUAUCUCACAAUAACAUUCCACCACAAGAAAAAUUAAAUCAUCGUCCAAUUGCAUCAAAACCAUCAGGCUAUCAAUUUUUAUAUAGACAACAAAAAAAUCUCCGCCGUAAUAAUAUGGAAAAUAAUGUACGAAAAGUGACGGAAAUUUCUGGAAAGAGACCCAGCUUUAAUAUUAAAUCGCCAUACGUGAAAAGUCCAGCGAAAAAAAUUGCGAAACGUGAAGUUUGAAGUACUAUUUAAAAAAAUUUAAUUACAAUAAAAUAAAUUUCAGAGCGAGAGAUUAAAGUGAGUUUUGUAAACUUUCAAAACUAUUUAGAAUAAAAUUCAAACUUACA